This is a messenger RNA of Phycomyces blakesleeanus NRRL 1555(-), 597 nucleotides long. RefSeq lists its product as hypothetical. Bases 31 to 504 code for a protein of 157 amino acids. NCBI's taxonomy places the organism in Eukaryota, Fungi, Mucoromycota, Mucoromycetes, Mucorales, Phycomycetaceae. Gene Ontology annotation, biological process: tRNA processing. The record is from RefSeq and is a predicted model, not a curated record. The transcript has 3 exons. Gene Ontology annotation, cellular component: nucleolar ribonuclease P complex.
CCUUAGAUCUCAUCAAAAAAUAAUAAUAUAAUGGCCAAAAAGAAGCAAGGCAUUCCAGGUGCUAAUCAACAACAGCUCCAAACUUAUCAGCGUAUGAAUUUCUUGCAUCAAGCAGCUACCUUGAUGUCAACUAUUAUUCUUCCAACACAAAAUCAACCAACCACAUUAAAAAAUAAGAAAUGGAGCAAUACAAAAUCUACCCAUACUCUUCACCCACUUGGGCAAUAUUACAACAGCACAAUGAAGAAGAUUGGACGAAGAAUGGUAUUCCGUCUAGAUCCGAAUGUUAAGCGUACCAUAUGUAAGCAGUGUGAUUCUACUCUUGUGCCUGGCCUCACCAGCUCAAUUCAUGUAACCUCAAGACCAGAAACAGCAGUCAUUACAACAUGCAAGGUGUGUGGAACGACCAAGAAGUUCUUGGCACGCAAGAAACACAGUCUGUUUAGUAACCGGCCAGAGAAUCUAGUCGACCGAGCCAAUCCAAACGCAGACAAAAACACCUGAAUAGUUAUAUAUAUAUAUAUAUAAAUAUAUAUAUAUCAAGAGCAUAACUUGCUUGUACUUAUAUAAACACAAAGAAGUAAAUACUGUACACAC